CCGGGCUCAGCGGGAAGCUCUCGUAGUAGUUGUGCCGGGUCCAGUCGAGCGAGUCCUUGAGCUCGGGCCGCGCACUCCGCUUGGCCUCGCGGAUGCGCUUCUUGCUCUUGUGGUUCAUCCUGAGCAGGUCACCGUCUGGUUCCGCCACGACCUCGACGCAGCUCGCUUCCUGCCACCAAAUGCGCCCUCUCUGGCUGGCGCGGCACCGAAACGCCCUUCACUCCGGCAAGGCGCCUUUAAAGUCGCCUUCCAGAAAAUUCACUCCCCAGCCACCUCCGGAGCUUCGGGUUGGGCGAGACGCGGCCGUCCUCCCCGCCCCACGGCCUCUUGCGGACCGCCAUUGGCCUCAGCGAUCUGCGAGAUCCGCCUUCACGCGCGCCGAUUGGGCGCCAUGUUGGGAAGGUCGCCUUGCUGACGCCCUGCCCCUCCCGGCUGCGGCCUGCGCACCACUUCCGGCUGCGCGUCGCUUCCUAGAGGCCGCUUCCGGCCAGGCUCGCUGCUGCAGCUGCUUUCUGUUUGGAGAGCGUCCAGCAGGCUCGUCUGGUCUCGCGGCCACGUGGCACAGCCCCACCGGCCUGGCGUCGCUGCGCGCGUAUCGCCCUCCACCGCCCCCUGACCUGGGGUCCCCCGACUCCCCUCCGUGCGAGCGCGGCCUCAUGGCCGGGGCCCAGCGCUUUCGGUUCCGGGAGGAGCCAGGCCCUGGAACCGACGGGGCCGUGCUGGAGGUCCGCGUCCCGCAGGUCCUGCAUGUCCAAUAUGGGAUGUAUGUUUGGCCCUGUGCUGUAGUCCUGGCCCAGUACCUGUGGUUUCACAGAAGAUCUCUGCCAGGCAAAGCCGUCUUAGAGAUUGGAGCUGGAGUGAGUCUUCCAGGGAUUUUGGCUGCCAAAUGUGGUGCUGAAGUAAUACUAUCUGACAGCUCAGAACUGCCCCACUGUUUGGAUGUUUGCUGGCAAAGUUGUCAACUGAAUGACCUGACACAGGUACAAGUUGUAGGACUGACAUGGGGCCAUAUAACGAAGGACCUACUGUCUUUGCCACCACAAGACAUCAUUCUUGCAUCUGACGUGUUCUUUGAACCAGAAGACUUUGAAAGCAUUUUAGCCACAGUCUACUUUCUGAUGCAGAGGAACCCCAAAGUUCAGUUUUGGUCUACCUACCAGGUCAGAAGUGCGGACUGGUCACUUGAAGGCUUGCUCUUCAAGUGGGAUAUGAAAUGUGUCCAUAUUCCUCUGGAGUCUUUUGAUGCAGACAAGGAAGACAUAGCAGAGUCUACCCUCCCAGGAAGACAUACUGUUGAAAUGCUGGUGGUCUCCGCAAAGAACAGCUCCUGAAUUGUACCUCAAGCUGUUCAGGGACAGUGUCAAGAGUGAAUAACCUGGCAUUAAGGGGAGCUGUCUCCAGUGGGCCUGAAGAUGGCUUUAAGACUGUGAUGUCAUGCCCAAGAAAUUCAUGGGCAGUGUAACUUUUAACAAAUUAAAACACUUAAAAAAGGACUU
Peromyscus eremicus (cactus mouse) is the source of this 1496-nucleotide messenger RNA. RefSeq names its product methyltransferase 23, arginine (gene Mettl23). Gene Ontology annotation, cellular component: nucleus; cytoplasm. The transcript is spliced from 5 exons. Lineage: Eukaryota; Metazoa; Chordata; Mammalia; Rodentia; Cricetidae. Bases 93 to 1331 code for a protein of 412 amino acids. The record is from RefSeq and is a predicted model, not a curated record.